This is a messenger RNA of Pyrus x bretschneideri (Chinese white pear), 1642 nucleotides long. RefSeq lists its product as uncharacterized. The record is from RefSeq and is a predicted model, not a curated record. The transcript has 3 exons. The coding region runs from base 180 to 1280 and encodes 366 amino acids. NCBI's taxonomy places the organism in Eukaryota, Viridiplantae, Streptophyta, Magnoliopsida, Rosales, Rosaceae.
UUCACCCACCACCACGUAACACGAAACAGACCGCGGAGCUUCUCUGGGUCGUUUCAAGUUUCAAGCUUUCAAAUUCGAACUCAGAAAACCUAAUUUCUCUCCUUCUCCGCCUGCAAUUGUCGGCGUCGAAGCCCAUCGAGCUCUAUCCACCUGGCCAAUCAGAUCCGUCCACCUCAGCAAUGCUCUGUUCGGUGCCCGCCACCAAGUCCGGUUCGAACUGGCUGAACCGGCUCCGGUCCAAUAAGGGAUUCCCGACCGCCGACAAUUCCGACCUCGACCACUUCCUUACCCGAAACGCAAACUCUCUCUCUGAAUUCCCUGCUCCCAAUGUCGUCUCAUCGUCCACGGAUUCGACUCGGCCGGAUUCGGACCGUGUCGGGAAUCGCUCCGAAUCCUCGUGUCCGAACGGAGACGAACAGGGAGGGGGAAUCAUCGGAAUGAUGAGCAACGUUCUAUCGGAGCUAUUUUUCAUGGGCGGCGCCGACGAAAGUUCCAGACUUUCCGGGAAAAAGAUUCCUAGAAAGCAAGCAAACCCCAGAGUCUGUGUCGGUUCCACGACCAACUCUAACGGCGACGCCACCGCCACUGCGAAUGCAGCGGAGGAGAAGAGCUCGGAAAGUGAAGGAAAUAUCGAAAAUGCCCUCGACAAGGUGGCGUCGGAUAACAACAGCUUGGUGGGGAAGAAGAAAAAGAAGGAACUAGGAGGGAAUGAGGUUGGUGGGCAAUGUGAGGGGGAGGAGGAUGAGGAGGAGGAAGAGAAGGGGGAGAUGAAAGGGUAUUCGAGGAGCGAAGUGACGGUGAUUGAUACGAGCUGCGCGGUUUGGAAGACGGAGAAGUUGGUGUUUAGGAGGAAGAAUGUGUGGAAAGUUAGGGAGAAGAAGGUCAAAGGGAGGAGCUUUGGGAGACAUAAGAGGAAAGUGGUUGUUGAGGAAAACCUUGGUGAUGACAUUGACAAGAAGAAAGCUAAGAUAUCGGUUUCCGCGUUGGAUGUUGAAGCUGGUGUGGAUGAAUGUAUAGCUCUCAACUCCAUUCAAGGACAGAAGCCACAGAAUGACACCCUAGAUAAUCUGAAUGACAGAGGGGAAGAAUUCGGCAAACACCUGCCGGAAAAUAAAACCAAAGAUAUAAGAAAAGGGUUUUCUUUGAACCGAUCACCGCGAAAUUUGAAAAAGGGCGGUUCCUCUGUUAUAUUAAUAAAAGGCCUUCCUACAGACAAUAAAAAUGGAGGAAAGCUUCAUAAAAAGACUCUCAAGGACAGCCAAAAACAAUACAAAGCGUGAUUGAACCAGAAACCGGAAAAAGAGUUUUGCACCAGAAAGAGCUAGCCGCCGGCAAUGCAACAAUGUAAUACGAUGGCACCGGCAUUGUUUCUUUCGGUAUAAAAAUUUAGUUGACCGUGUCAUCUCCCUCUCCGAAAGAGUGUAGGAGGUUCCGGGUCACGCACAGGGCUUCGAGAUGGCGGUGCCCGUGAUGAUGCUGACUUGGGAUUCAAAAUGUUGUGAAAUAGUGAACUUUUUGUAUGUGUUUACAAAUGUCGUAACAGAAGCUAUUUUCCCCAAAAGGAUUUGUCUGUUUUUCUUGUUGCAAUUUUUACAAUCGUAUUGAUACAAAACGGGAAAUGAUUACACGCGCCCCUUUUCUC